This is a messenger RNA of Closterium sp. Naga37s-1, 1839 nucleotides long. Lineage: Eukaryota; Viridiplantae; Streptophyta; Zygnematophyceae; Desmidiales; Closteriaceae. The record is from the annotation of a GenBank genome assembly.
AUGCCAUCCCCAGCGCCUAGCACAGGGCCCACGUCUGUCCCUGGUGGUGACGCCUACAGACGGCAACGUGCUACAGCAGAGUACAGCUGCCAGGAUGAUGCCCCCUUUAUAAUCACGCAGCACCGGUACCGCAGCCAGCAGUUCGCGUCGCUCUACUUCUCCCGCCUCGCCACGCUGCGACCCGUCCUCCUCGCAGCGGCGCGUCAGAAAUGGCCCCACCUGCCAGUGAGCAGUGUGUUGGAUCUAGCGGACAAGGGCGAGUGCGUGGUGGUGGGCACUCUCUACAAGCAAAUGAAGCUCAAGCCCAGCAUACUGCAGGACUACGGCCGAGAGCGCGCCAGUGCACCGCUGGUGGCGGUGGGGGGCGGCAGUCUGGUGGGGGAGGACGACAGCACGGUACUGGAGGACGAGAGGGGGCGCGUCAAGCUCGUUGGGAAUGCAUUCCUGCCCGCUGCCUGGGUCACAGGCGUGGUGGUGGCAGUGCGGGGUUGUGAGGACAGCAAGGGGAACUUCCGUGCAAUGGAGGUGCUGGAACCAGGCAUGCCGUUGCAGGAUACCUUCCCUGCUGCUUCUGCCAGUGCCAACACGGCCGCUGCAGCCAACCAGGCACCCCCACGCUACGUGGCCUUCGUAUCGGGUCUCCACCUCUCCGUACCCACCACCACCGCAUCAACCACUGCAGCAGGCGCCCCGUCGCCCUCCCCUCCGCCUGCUGCCACACCGCCAUCGUCCCAGGGGCGGGGCUCAGAGGGAGCAGAGGAGGGCGGAGGAGACGCCAUGCUGCAUAAAGAAAUGCUUUUGGACUUGCUGUCAGGCCACGUGCACUCGGAUGAGGAGGAGCGAUUGAGUGCGGGGAUAGUGCGCGUGGUGAUCGCAGGGGACUCGUGCUCCUUCUCCCACCUCCCCCAGUCCCUGCACGACACUGUUAACUCCACUUCUCUCGCACACCGUGAUGCCAAGGCCAUGGCAGCACCAGUCAAGGCUCUUGACACUUUCCUGUCCGAGCUCUCAGCAUCAGUCCCUGUGGAUAUCAUGCCGGGCGCCUGUGACCCCGCCAACUACUCCCUGCCGCAACAGCCGCUGCACCCGUGCCUGCUGCCCCAAGCCUCCCGCCGAGCCUCAGUGGUGCGUGCGACGAACCCGCACCACUUCACUCUCGGGGGGGUGCGGUUCCUGGGCACAGCCGGGCAGAACAUUCAAGACAUGCGCCGCCUCUGCCUCACUCGCCUGCUCCAUGCGCCUCCCCCUGCUGCUGCUGCAACUGAUGCUGCUGCUGGUGCUGGUGCUGCUGUAAAUGCUGAUUCUGCUACUGCUGCUGUUCCGAUGGAGGGGGUGGAACAGCAGGAGAGGGAGAAGGUUGGGAAGGGAGAUGACAGAGAGGAGAAGGGGGAGGAGGCGGAGACGGAGGAGGAGGAGGAGGCGGGUGUGUUGGAUCUGAUGCAGCGAUGCUUGGAGUGGAGACACGUUGCUCCCAGUGCUCCUGACACGCUUGGCGUGUACCCGUUUCAGCUGGACGACCCCUUUGUCCUCACCACCUGCCCACACGUUUUCUUUGCCGGCAACCAGCCACGAUUCGCCACGCGCCUUAUCCGAGGUCCCCAGAAGCAGCUGGUGCGGCUGGUUGCCAUUCCAAAUUCUUUCUCCCUCCACUUUCCUACCCCACGGUAUCUCCAAUCUUCCUUUUCCUUCCUCAUCUUCCCAUUUUCGAAUUCCCCAUCUUCCCCAACUUCCCCUUCCUUCCGCAUCCUCCUUGCACAGGUGGACCUUGACUCAUUGGAGUGCCGAGUGCUCUCGGUCGCCUGCCCUCCCUUCCCCUCCUCACCAUCACGUUCCUCAUAG